Heteronotia binoei (common prickly gecko) is the source of this 10752-nucleotide messenger RNA. It is a transcript of the gene GOLGB1, whose product is annotated as golgin B1. The record is from RefSeq and is a predicted model, not a curated record. NCBI's taxonomy places the organism in Eukaryota, Metazoa, Chordata, Lepidosauria, Squamata, Gekkonidae. Gene Ontology annotation, cellular component: membrane; cis-Golgi network; endoplasmic reticulum-Golgi intermediate compartment. Gene Ontology annotation, biological process: G protein-coupled receptor signaling pathway. The transcript is spliced from 23 exons.
CCGCAGGCUCAAGAUGCUGAGCCGUUUGUCAGGGCUGGCCAACACCGUCCUGCAGGAGCUGUCCGGGGAAGGGGACGGUGCAGAGAUCGGGACUUUGCCUGCUCAGGGGCCGGAGGCGGAGCCGAGCCAGCAGAAUGGGGAGGAGACCCCCGAGGACGUGCUGGAGCGGCUGGCCCACAUGGAGAGGCUGGUGGUGCAGCUGAAGGGCCUGGUGCGGGAAAAGGAUGCUCAGCUCCAGCAGCAGGAGGCCGCCCACCAGGAGGAAAGGCAGUCUGCCGAGGCCAAGCUGGCCAAGCUGAAGCUGCAGGCCAAAGCCAAGGUGGCCUCGCUCAACAAGCGCAUCGAGGAGCUGACGGAGCAGGGAGCUGCUGGGCCUGCGGAAGGCCUGCCCCAAGAGCCGCCUCCGCCUCCUUCUCCUGCUAAGAGUGACCCAGAGACGCACCACAGUCAGAAGGAGGAACUGGAAGCCCUGCAAAGGAGGCUUCAGGAGCAAGAGGCCAUGACUGGGAAGCUGCAGGAGCAGCUGGAGGAGGCUACGGGAAGCUUGAAAGAAGCCCAGGCCCAGCUGAGCCUUCUGCAAGGGGUGGUCGAGGAGAAGGACGUCUGCCUCAAGGAGCAGACCCGACAGCACCGGGCAGAGCUGCACCAACUAGCGGCCCAGUCAAACCUGGAAGCGGAAAUGCAGCAGAACCUGAGGCUGUUGCAGCGGAAGCUGGAGGAGCAGGAGGCAGCCCUGCUGGGGCGGACGCAGGUGGUGGAGUUGCUGCAGCACGAGCUGAACAGCCUCGAGGAGCAGAAGCAGGUUCUCUUGGAGAAAUCCCAGGCGUCGGAGGCGGAGCUGGAGUCCCUGCGGAGCACCUUGGCUUCCGAGAGGCGGCAGCAGCAGAGCGCCGUGAAGGAACUGGAGAUGGAGCUAGCGAGGUCGAAGCGAGUCGGCCAUGGCUUGCAGGAGGAGGUCCAGCAGCUCUCCCAGGAGCUGGCCCAAGCCAGAGCUGCUGUGGACUUUCACAAGAUGGAGAGCCGAGCCUGCAGGAAGAGGCACGUGAAGGAGCUGGAGGAGAAGAGCCAGGAAAUGGCUGAGCUCCAAAAAGCGAAGCGGGACCUGUGUUCCAUAUAUGAAACCCUCGUGACGGAGAACAACCGGCUGCGGCAGAAGGCGGAUUGGCCCCCGGAAGGCCCUGCCGAGGAGGUUCCCGCCCAGCAAGUCUGCACGCUGCCUUCUCCUGCCCCCAAAGCAGAGGGCAGACCUCUGUUGUCAGUGGUGGCUUUCAGGGAAGUGAAGCUGACGGUCAUUGUUUGUGUUUCAGGGGAGCUUCCUGAAGGGCCCCAGGAGCUGGGCUGUUCACGGGAUCAACCGGAUUUACUCGCGGUCGACACACUGGAGUUGGUAUCCCCGCUGGAUAAGCCACUCGCUCAACCAGAGAAGGCGCCUUUGCUGAAGAAGGAAAGCCAGCCAAAAGACGAGCAGCUGAAGGCGUCGGUGGAGAAGCUGGAAGCUGAAAACGAGUCCCUCCGUGCCCAGCUCAUCUUGUUGGAAAACCAGCUGGAAUCUGCUAGGAGCACAACCGAGUCAAGCCAGGUCAGCCGUGCGAAUGCAGCCCUCGGAGGAUCCCUUCUGCUGGCUUCAGGGGUCUCGUCCGCCAGCAGCGAUGGCCGUUCGGGCCUGGCGGUAAGAUGCUCUUUGCGACUGAUCCAAGAAGGUCGGAUCGACCUGGGCAGUGGAGGAGACUCUCCGGACGGGAUUGGAAGCGUCGAAGCGGAAAGCCGGGAUUCACCCACUGUGCCUGCCGUCCUGACUGAGCCCGACCCAGGAGAGAGUGUCGAGGAACCCCCUGCUGGGGAGAACGGCCACCACGACCUUUUGCAGUACCUCUCCGCCAAGAAGCGCAAAGAUCUCUCUCUCCUGCUCCUGGAGCUGCAGGAGGCUCAGGAAGAAAUCGCCUUUCUGAAAGGGCAGCUGCAGGACUCCGGCGGUCCAGCCCUCGAGGGAGACGCUCAGCUGGCAAGAAAAUCUCAGGGCAGUGGUGCUGAGGAAGAGGGACGAGGAGAAGAGGCAAGGCUCAUCCAGAGCCAUUCAAGUAGCAGUUCGUUAACGACCGUGGAAAUUCCAGAGGAGACACCUCCCGUGCUGGAGCUGGAGAGCCUCCCGGCAGAGGGUAGCCAAGCACUUCCGGAGACUCCCUUGGCCACUGCAUCACAGCCCCAGGAGCCGCUCGGAAACGCAGAACCCCCUAGCAGCUGGCCAGAAGCAGAGGAAUGCUGCAAGGAGGACUUGGAGAAGAAGGCCGCUGAAAUCGAGAGGCUGCAGCGGCUGCUGGAGGACUCCGGCGUCGCCUUGAGCGCUCUGACCGCCGAAAGAGACCAGCUGCUGUCGCAGGUGAAGGAGCUCUGCUCCCCGGCCGAGCUGAAGGAGCAGGUGAGGCAGCUGGAGGGCGACUUGGCCGACGCGGAGAAGCAGCGCCUCUCCGAACACGAGAGCGGGCUCUCCCAGCUCAGCCUGCUGAAGGAGCAGAUCCAGAGCCUGAAGAACGAGGCGGGAUCCAAGGAGGUGAAGAUGGAGGGCCUGCAGAAGGACCUGGAUGAAGCGCAGCGCCGUCUCGCGGAGCAGGACCCGCUCAUCGCCAGCCUGGAAAGCCGGCUGCGGAAGGAAGAGCAGGACAGGCGUGCCUUGGCAGACCGCUUGCGGGAAGCCUCUACUGAGGCUGAAGUCCUCGCCCAAAGCAACCUGUUGAAGGACACAGAGGCCGACAGGCUGCAGAAGCUCCUCUUGGAGAGGGCCUCCCAGGUGGAACGGCUUCGGUUGGCGGUGGCGGAGCGGGAGCAGCAGCUGGCGGAAGUCACCACCAGCAUGUCCGACCGGAUGGUGCAGCUGAACGAGGAGAAGUUCACGCUGGGGAAGGAGCUGAUGGUCCUUCAGCAGCAGCUCGAUCGGUUCCUGCGAGGGAAAGAGACGAGGGACCUGGGCGUGGGCCCUUGUGAGGAACCCGGACAGCAGGCUGAGGCGGGGAGCUCAGCUGGAGAGGAGCUGGAGGCCCUCAGGAAGGAAAACGAGCACGUGAGGAAGAAACUGCAGGCUGCCCUCGUCAGCAGGAAGGAGCUUCUGAACAAGAUCCGCAUGAUGGAGAAGCCGCCGGACAGCGGGGAAGGGCAGCCAGAGGAGCCCAAAGACCUGGAGAUGAAAGAGAGUGCAGCCGGAAGAGGAGGAGAAGAACCCUGUGAGACCAGUGGAGAUGCAGGAGCGGAGGUGUCUCCCAAAAGCGAAGGCCAGCAGGUUGCCUCCCCGGGCCGGUCGCUCUCUGCCAAGGAAGCUGAGGUGCAAAUCACAUGCAGGGAAAAGGAACCUGCCGUGGCUGAGUUGCAAGCGCUGAUUGCAGAACUGCAGCGAAGCCUGCGAGAAAAGGACGUCCUCGUAGGGACCCUGGAAGCUGAACUGGAGGGCCACACAAAGCAGCAGGCCCUAGAAAGUCGCCCCACUGACUCCGACCCAGAGGAGCAGCGGAGGUCUGCCCUGGAGGAGAAGGUCUGUGCUCUGGAGCAGGAGAAGGAGCAGCUCCAGAAGAAGCUCCAGGAGACGGUGGCCUCCCGCAAGGGAACCAUGAAGAAGGCCCAGGAGAAGGACCGGCACCACCGAGAGCAGCUGAAGCAGCAGAAGGAUGACUACAGCCUCCUCCAGGAGCGGUAUGAGGAGCAGAGCAGGGAGAAGGAGAGGAUCCACAAUCAGCUCCGGCUGCUGCAGGCCCAGGUGGAGAUGCUGGAGAAGCCCUCUGUUUCUGAGCCUCGCACAGAAGCUCUCCCAGAAGGAGCUCCGCAGGUGGAGGAACCUGACUGGGAGCUACCUGCAGGCUCCGAAAUGGGAAGCUUCAGCCCAUUGGCUGAAGGCGUUGCUGUUGAACAGCUCAAAGCGGAGCUAGAGAAACUCCGAACUGAGAAAGGGGAGUUGGAAGUUCAGCUCCACCACCUGGAGGGAGAGCUCCAAAGCAAGUCGGAGGCAGUUCUGCAGCUCCAGGAGCAGAUGGGACAACUGCUGGCUGAGGCAGAGGCGGCAAAGGCAGCUUCUGAGCAGGCCAAAGCAAGCGCGACAAGCCUUCGGGCAGAGCUGGAGGAGAGCCGAGCUGAAAUGGCCAGGAGGGAGAGCCUGAGGCUGCAUCAGAUGAGUCUAGAAGAGCAAAAGGAACUGGCGAGCAAAGAAGAAAUGGAAGCUCUGAACCGCCAGCUGGCAGAGAAAGCAGAGUCCCUGCAGAACCUUCAGGCCCAGCUGCAGGCACGAGAGGAGGCGAUGCAAGCCCUCCAAGGGCAGCUGGAGCUCCAGGCCAAAGAACAGACCCAGCAGCCUCAAGCUGAGCUGGCGGAAACGCAGCAGAAAGUGGCAGCGGAGGACUCUUCGAGGGCCCAGCUGCAGAGAAAGCUGCAGGCCGCGCUCAUCUCCAGGAAGGAGGUGCUGCGAGAGAGCAGGCUGCUGCAGGAGGAGCUGGCUGGCACCAAAACCGCUCUGGAGGGCGCCUCCCACCGCUUGUCGGCGGCGGAGAGCCAGGCCUCUGCCCUGGAGAAGGAGAAGGGGGCCCUUCUGGAGAAGUUGGAGGUCAUGGCCAAGGAACGGGGGAAGCUGAUCGCCGAAGUGGACAAAGCCCUCGCGGAAAACCAGAACCUCUCCAGCUCCUGCGAGAGCCUGAAGCUGGCCCUGGAGGGGGUGACGCAGGAGAAAGCCCGGCUGGAGCAGGACCUCGACGCCCUGCGGAACUCUCAGGUCGAAGAGCUCUCCGAGUGGCAGCGGAAGCUCGGGGAGCUGCAGAGGGAGUACGAGACCCUCCUGCAGUCCUACGAGAACGUCAGCGAUGAAGCCGAGCGGGUCCAGAGGGUGGUGGAAGGCGUCCGGCAGGAGAAGCAGGAGCUGUUCGUGAAGCUGAAGGGGGCGGAGGCGGAGAAGAGGGAGGCAGAAGCGCGGCUGCAGGGGGCUGAGCAGGAGAUGGAGGGGAUGAGGGAGAAGAUGCGCAAGUUCGCCAAAUCGAAGCAGCAGAAGAUCCUGGAGCUGGAAGAGGAGAACGAGCGCCUGAGGGCGGAGGCUCUUCCCACGGAAAGGGGCCCGAGCCGGGAGGAAGAGUCCAGUGCCGUUCUCCAAGAAGAGCUAGAAAAGUCCAAGGACGACUGCCGGACCUUAUCCAGCCGACUGGAAGCUCUCGGGGCUGAGAAGGACUCGCUCCGUCAAGAGAUCCGGAGCCUGAAGGAGCAGCUGCAGGGCCAGGAGACGGGGAAGAGUGACACGCAAGACGAGGCCACGGUGGAGGAAAAGGCAGCCAGUUCCACGUUGGGGGCAGCCACGGCGGCAGCCGAAGGCCAAGCGGACUCAGCCGGAGCUUCUGAAGCUUUUAAUGCCGAGGGGGAAGAGCGCAAGGCCGACCCUUCGUGCGACGAAAUAAAUGGCUACAUCCAGCAAGUGGGGCAGCUCACCGAACGGGUGGCCCAGCUGGAGGAGAUGAGGGAAGCGGAAGCUGAGAAACUGGGCAGGGUUUUGGCGGACGUGGAGGCCCUGGCGGGAGAGAGGAAAGGCCUGGAGGAGCAGCUGGCGGCGAAAGCCCAGGAGCUGGCAGCUCUGCGGGAAAAGGCUCUCCGGGUCGAGCAGGUGGAAGAGCAGCUUGCUGGAAUGGCGGGGCUGAAAGAAGCCCUGGAAGCCGAGAAGGACGACCUAGAGGAAAGGCUCAUGAACCAGCUGGCGGAGCUGAACGGGAGCAUCGGCGACUACCAGCAAGACGCCGCGGACCUGCAGAGCCAGAACCGGCGGCUCCUCGCAGAGGCGGAGGCUCUCCGGCACUCGCUGAGCCGGCUGGAGGAGGAGAAGAGGCACCUGGUGCGGGAGAAGGCAGCCGCGGAGGCGGAGAGGAAGGAGCACGUGGAGAAGCUGCGGAGCGCCCGGAAGGGGGACGGCGAGCGCAAGACGCAGGCGAAGGAGCUGCAGGAGCUGCUGAAGGAGAAGCAGCAGGAGGUGCGGCAGCUGCAGAAGGACUGCAUCAAGAGCCAGGAGAAGGUCAGCAGCUUGGAGAGGACCGUAAAGGCCCUGGAGUUUGUCCAGAGCGAGUCCCAGAAAGAGCUGGAGGCCGCCAAGAGGAGCCUGGCCAAGGCGGGAGGCGACACCGCGAAGGCCCGGGCCGAGCUGAGCACCUGCCGGGUCCUGCUGGACGACACCCAGAGCGAGGCCGCCCGAGUCUUGGCCGAGAGCCUGAAGGCCAAAGAGGAGCUUCAGGCCAGCCAGGAGCAGGUCAGAGCCCAGCUGAGGCGCCAGGAAGAGGAGCUGGAGCGGCGGCUGGAGGAGGAGAAGGGCAAGCACGCCAAGGAGCUCAGGAACCUGGAAGAGAAGCUGGAGGCCCGCCGGCAGGAGCAGGCCCGCUCGGAGGGGGCUUUGCGGGGCCUUCAGGAGGCCCUGUCCCAGAAGGACCGGGACGCCCAGCAGCUGCAAAGCAGCCUGAACCGAGCCCUGGCCCAGCUGGCCGCCUUCAGCCGCAGCAUGUCCUCCCUGCAGGAUGACCGGGACCGGGUCAUCGACAAGUCCCGCGAGUGGGAGAGGAAGUUCAGCCAGGCCAUCGAGAAGAAGGAGCAGGAGGUGCGGGCCAGGGAGGAAGACUGCGCUGCUCUGGAGGGUCAGCUGAAGCAGGCAGCUGCCCAAGUGGAGGAACUGCAGAGUCAGAUUGUCAGCCUGGAACGCAGCAAGUCGGCCGGGGAGGCCAGCUCUCGGAAGGAGAUUCAGCAGCUGCAGAAAGAGACGGAGCGACUGGGGAAGGAGAACGAGACGUUCGCGCUUCAGCUUGAGGAAGCCCGGCGGUCGCUCGGCGACGCCCAGAGUCAGCUCCAGAAGCAGAAGUCGGAACUCCAGGGCCUGAGAGAGCAGCUGGCUGAAGUGGAGGGCUCCUUCGCAGAGUGCAAGGAAGCACGGGAAGAAGCCGAGACGGCGGCGAAACGUCAAGAGGCCGCCCUCCGGGAACGCCGAUUCCGCCAGGAGCAGCUGGAGACGGACUUGCGCUCCUCCAAGGAGCUGACGGACAAACUCCACGAAGAGAUCAGCGGCAAGGAGCAGAGGAUCGUCAGCCUACUGGCCGCCCAGGAGGAAGCCGUCGCCGCGGCCCUGUCGGAGUCCCAGCGGCGGCACGAGGAGGAGCUGAAGGCGAUGGAGAGCAGGAUCGCCGAGGCAGUGGAGGAGCGCGCGGCCUCGGAGGACGAGAGGAGGAAAGCCCUGGAGAAGGCGGACCGCCUCCUGGAGAAGCUGAAGAGCGCCCGGGAGGAGAGCAAGAAGCACAAGGCCCAGCUGGACUCCUUCACCAAGUCCAUGUCUUCCCUGCAGGACGACCGGGACCGGGUCCUGGGAGACUACCAGCGGCUGGAGCAGGGCCACCUAUCCGGCAUGCUGGAGAAAGACCGCCUGAUCCAGGAGGCGGCGGCCGAGAGCAACCGGCUGAAGGAGGAGAUCCGGGGCCUCCACGGCCGGAUGGACGACCUCCACGCUGAGAACGCCAAGCUGGACGCGGAGCUGAUCCGCUACCGGGAGGACCUCAACCGGGUCAUCGCCAUCAAAGACGGCCAGCAGAAGCAGCUCUCGCGGGCCCAGCAGGAGCGCAUCCAGGCCUUGGAGGAGGAGAAGGCGGGCGCGGAAGCCCUGCGGAAGGAAGCGGAGCAGUCCGCGGAGGCCCUGGGGCGGGAGAAGCGCCGCCUGGAGCAGGAGGCGAAGGGCCUGCGGGCCUCUCUAUCCCAGCUGCAGGGGGAGGUGGCAGCGCUGCAGGAAGGCGGGCCCCUGCUGGAGCUGCAGGCGCGGCUGCAGGCCCAAACCGAGGAGGCGCAGGAGCUGAGCGGCCGGCUCUCCCUCGCGCAGCAGCGGGCGGCCGAGCUGGAGGAGGAGCUGAGCCAGGCGCGCCAGGCCGCGGCCCGGCAGCUGCGGGAGGCGGAGGCCGUGACGGCGAAGGAGCUGCGGAGCCUGCGCCACGACGCCGGGCUCAUGCGCAACGAGGCCGAGACGGCCGAGGAGCGGGUGGCCGAGCUGGCCAGGGACCUGCUGGAGACGGAGCAGAGCCUCCUGGCGGCCGCCGAGGAGAACCAGGACUUGAAGGCCCAGCUCCAGUCCUUCGGGAAGGCCAUGAGCUCCCUCCAGGACAGCUGGGACCAGGCCAACGACGAGCUGCGUGCUGCAGAAAAGAAGCACGCCGCGGCCUUGGAGGAGCAGCAGUCGCUGGUCCGGAGCCUACGGGAGGAGAAGGCCGAGCUGCUGGAGGAGCAGAGGACUCUGGGCCGGGAGAGGGCCGCGCUGGCCUCCGAGCUGGCCGCCCUGCGGGCCUCCGUUGAGGAAAAAGGCCUCCAGGCCCAGCAGCUCCCGGCCAAAGAGGCCGAGCUCCUCCGCCUGACCUCGGAGCUGGAGAGGGCCUCCGGCCAGGUGAAGUCCUUCUCCCAGGCCAUGGCCAGCCUGCAGGAUGAGCGAGACCGCCUGCUGAGGGAGCUGGACAGGAGCCGCAGGGAACACGAAGUCAAGCUGCAGUCGCCUCCGGCCGCUUCCGUCAGCCUCGCCGAAGCCCAGAGCCUCCGGAAGGCCCUGUCCGCUCUGCAGAACGACCGGGAGCAGCUGCUGGCAGAGCUGAAGACCCUGCAGCAGCAGGCGGGGCCAGACACGGCCGAGGGGACGCGCCUGAAGGCCCAGCGGAAGGACCAGGAGCAGCUGAGGCGCGAGCUCAGGUGGCUCAGGGAGGAGAAGGCAACGUGGGAGCCGGGGACCAAAGAGCAGCCGCUGGGCCGCAUGCAGACGGCCGUGAGGGAGACGAGGACCAGCCUGCCCCCGUUGGAGGAGGAGCAGCACCAAAGACAGGUGAGGGCGGGGGUGUGUGUGUGAGUUCCCUCGUCUGGUGAGGAGGCAGAGAAGAGCCAUCUUCAGGCCCAGCUUGGGAGCAGCUUGAAGGAGCUGCACCAGAAGGAGCUGCGGAUCCAGCAGCUGAACAGCAAGCUCUCGCAGGUCUUUGAGGAGAAGAACACCCUGGCCCUCCAGCUGAGGGGGAGCAGCCGCGGCCUGCGGGAGAGCCAGCAGCGCUACGGCGACGUCGUGGCCCGCUGCGAGGCGCUGGAGAAGCAGCUGCAGCAGCUGCAGCAGCAGCCUCCCGGGAAGGACUUGCGAUCCCUCUCGACAGACGCUGCUCCCGGAGCCCCCCAGGAAAGAAGCGAGCAUCCCAGGGAGAGCUACACUCCAGAGCUGCAGGAACUACAGAUGAGGCUGUCGGAGGCUAGGCAGCAGGAGAGCUCCGCGAAGCAGGGCCUGUUGCAGCUGGAGGAGCUGCUGCAGGAGGAGCGGGACCAGCGCCAGGCGGCCGAAGAGGCCUUUUCCGCAGCCCAGGAUCACAUCCGCAGGUUGGAGUCCAGCCAGUGGGCCCAUUCUUUGGACACCAGCAUCGAUAUGCCGCCUGCCCCUGAACGCCCACUGCUGGCUGGCUCCACAGAGGGGACCUUCAGCAAGCCUCGGCCGAGCACCGCCCCCCGGCGCCUCCUCCGCUCGCUCCUCUGCUCUCGGACCCGCCUGCCCCUCCUGGCCACUGUCUACCUCCUCACGGUCCACGUCCUGCUGCUGCUUUGCUUCACAGGCCACCUGUGAGAGCAGCCGCCGCCCUCAGGCCCACGAGAGUCGGCCCCGUCUUCAGGCUCGGCCCGCAGGGAGAAGAAAGGGAGAGUUUGGGGCUUGGUUGGAGGACCAGGCUCCCCUGGGCGUUGAUUUGGGCGUCCAGCCUCUCUCACACAAGCUGGCUGAUGGUAAGGGGUCUGCUCUAGGGAACUUGGGGGGCAUCCCUUCUCCCCCACCACUGAGAGCCUGGCCCAUAGACAGCCACUAUUGCCACGGCACUGGUCUCACAUACGUUCAGAAGGAAGAGCACGGGCGUUUUCUCUUGACUGCGCACACCGAAUCCAGGACUAAAUUAAUUUACGGUUUAGGGUAAUCGACGGCAGAAGGGGAAAAGGUCCCCCGCUUGAUGCACCAUGUGAAUUGCAGCCUGCCCCCUUGAACUUCCUGCAGGCGACGGGCGGGAAUUUCCAGCGUGCUGGCACGUUGAGCAACACACCGGGUGUCUAGGGCUUGGGUGGGGUGGGGUGGGGGGGCGUGUGUUUUCACGCGAUUCCGGGAAGGGGCCUCACUUCAGCUAGUUGACCUCUGCCCGGCCGGAAGGACCUUUCUUUUGCGCCUGCCGUUUUUGGGUUCGGUGGCUUCGGCACCAGGGGUCGGGGCGGGUUACGCUGAAGGGGUGGGAGCUGCAGACACACCCCUCUGCGUGUCGCGGGCCGGGGAGGAGAGGGGAGGGCGGUGGCGUGGCCUCCGGCUCCCAGCAGUGGCGGUCGCUGUGGAAGCUGUUUCUUGCACUGUACGGUGAUCGGGAGGGGAGGGAGGAGGCAGAGUUCCAACUCUUCCCCCCCCUUGGUUCUUGCCUGUUUAUGUGAAGGGAGGGGGUCAGUUGUGGGCGGUUGGGAGCCCUUGUAGUUCAGCCAUACCUUUUCCCUCCAGGAUGAACUGAGGAGUGAACGGGUUGGAAAUGUGUUUUGGGGAGGGGGGAGCGUUUGUCCUCCUCCUCCUCCUGUGGGUUCUGGUUUUUCCUCUUGGGUCCCUCAGCAUUGACUUGGGGUGGCCCCCCUCCGUGGGGGGGGGGGGCGUGUGGUCCGCGGGCUUCCCUUUUGUUUCCAAAAUGCCCAUCUGCUGACCACCCCCAUCCCCCAAACCCCACUUUGUGCAAUAAAGAUUAUUUUGAUGAG